Molecule: messenger RNA, 5224 nt
Organism: Petromyzon marinus (sea lamprey)
Lineage: Eukaryota; Metazoa; Chordata; Hyperoartia; Petromyzontiformes; Petromyzontidae
Product: paladin-like
Source: RefSeq, a predicted model, not a curated record
GAAGCGGGAGGAGGCGAGGAGCAGCAUGAGGAGGGAGGCGAGGGCAGAGAGAGAGGAGAGCGCGGAUACUGCGGUCCGCUCGUCUUCAACUCCCACCCCCACCCUCUCCGCCCCCCUCCCCUCUCCAACACUCCAGGGGCCGAGGAUCAUGGGAACCACAGCGAGCACGGGGAGGCAGGCGGUAUCCGUGGCAGCACAGUACUCCAGUUUCCAUGGCGACGGACCGGCGAGCCGCCACCCGCCCUCCAGCGUCGCCGCCGCAGCGAGGACCAAUUCGGCCAUCUCCACGGCAACCAUCAUCUCCAACACAUCAGCCGGUGGCGGCGGUGGCGUGGGUGGAGGCGGUUGUGCACAGUUGCCUGGCAAUCGGGCAAAAUCCAUCAUCACCAACAAGGUGGCACCGGUCGUCAUCACGUUUAACUGCAAGGAGGAGUUCCAGAUCCACGAUGAGAAGUCCCGAGCUGGGUACAUCACGGGACGGAUCGCAGACGGACACCGGGAGCACUACCUCAUCCAGGGCAAGUACUUCCUGGUGAGGGACCAGCCCCGGGGGGCCGAUGUGCUGGGCACGGUAUCGCAACGCGGGGCCCCCAAUUUCCGGCAGGCUCAAAACGGCCUCCCUGUCUACGGCAUGGGGCAGCCGUCCCCGGCGGGCCUGCUCAGCGUGCUGCAGGGCAUGUGUGACGCCGGCCACACCGAGCUGCUGCUCGUGAACCUCCGCGGGGACCCCGUGGUCUUCCUGCCGCGCACCGGCCCGGACGACGACGACGACUUCACGGCGUUCGUUCCGCGCCGGCCGGGCUGCCCCCUCGACGUCCCGCGCCCCCCCGCCCCGCCGGUGCCGCCGGCGCCUCCGCACGCCGGCCCCGCCGCGUGGGGUCACCGCGGCGGGCGCUGCAGGAGCCGUGGCGGUUGGGCCGGCCGGGAGGUGGACGCCCUGGAGCUGAGCAUCCGCCGGGAGAUUCUGGACUUUGCGUCACUGAAGCAGAACACGUACUACGUGUACGAGGAGCUGGACGCCACCGCCUUCCCUGGCGGUGGCGGCGGUGGCGGCGCCGCCACCGCCGGAGCGGCGCUGCCGUGCCGGCUUAGCGAGGACGACGAUGUGCGGACCAGCGAGGAGGUGUUCUGUCGGCCGCUCUUCACCGUGCCGGGCCUGCGGUAUGCCCGGAUCCCGUUCCCAGUGGAGGGAGCUCCUGACGAAGAGGCCUUUGACGACUUCAUCAACCUCAUCCGUCAGAGCCCAGGCCUCGUGGGCCACGAGGUGGCCACCGGCGCCACCGUGGCGCCAGCGCCGGCCUUCCUCUUCACCUGCCGCAGCGGCACCGGCUGCACCACCCUGGGCAUGGCCCUCGCCUGCCUGUUGCUCGGCCACCGCCUCGGCUUCCCGGCCACACCACGGCCUGGCGAUGGCGCAGCAGCGGAGACCCCUCCCAUCCCACGGCUCCACUUGAUAACGAGCUUCCUCGACAUCGUCCCCGACGCGCAGCAGAUCCUCGACGAGGUGGACUGUGCGGUUGCCAUGUGCUCGGAGUUGUGCAGCCUGUCGGGCGCCGUCUACGAGGACAAGGAGAGGCUGGAGGCCGUCGCGGAUGAUCGCCAGUCGCAGGGAUCCGGCGAGAGGGAGCUCGCCCUGCAUCGGCUGCUCGGGAGCCUUGAGCGCUGCUUCUACCUGCUCUGCUUCAACUUCUACCUGCACGAGCAGUUCAGGCUGGCCUUCUCGCUGCCAUUCAGCGUGUGGAUGCGCCGCCACCCCGAGCUGCUGAGGCUGCUGGCACGGAGCGACGUGUCGGAGCUGUGGGCGCCGGUGGAGCUCAUCACCGCCGGCACGCGCAUUCUGGUGGCGGACGAUCACGUCGACCUGGACGUGAUGAGCUCCAAGCGUGAGAUGCACGUCGCAAACUUCCGCCGCGUCCCCAAACUCCCGGUCUACGGCAUGGCCCAGCCCAGCUCCGAGGGCCUGUCCCACGUGCUGAGCUACCUGACGGGGGAGCGGCGGGCCCACGGGGCCGUGGCGAGUGUGAACCUGCGCGGGGAGGUCGUGCUGGAGGCCAGCGGGAACACCUACACGCCGCGCGAGCGCGCGCAGCCGCACACAGCCAUCGUGCUGCCCGCCAGCAACCCCGAGCAGAUAGACGAGGUGGAGCGGGAGCUCAAGGCGUGCGUGCUCGCGGCGCCGGGCUGGCUGGAGGCGUGGCAGGACGACGAGAAGCAGGUGAAGGCGUUCCGGGCGUGCGAGACGCCGGCCGGCGUGCACGCCACGCUGCGCCGCUCGCUGCACCCGCAGCUGCGCUACCACCGGCUGCCCCUGCCCGACGGGGCGGCCCCCUCCGAGCAGGACUUCGACCGCCUCCUCGACCUCUUCAAGGUGACCCUGGCGGAGGAGGCGAGCGCCGCGUUCCUCUUCAGCUGCCACAGCGGCGGGAGCCGCACCACCACCGCCAUGGCCGCCACCGUGCUGUUCCUGUGGCACGUCAAUGGCUUCCCCGUGGACACGGAGGAGGAGAUGGUCAGCGUCCCCGAUGCCAAGUACACCAAGGGCGAGUUCGAGGCGGUGCUGGAGCUGCUGCGGAUGCUGCCGGACGGGCCAGAGAUGAAGCGUGAGGUGGACGCGGCGCUGGACGCCGUGAGCGAGACGAUGACGCCCAUGCACUACCACCUGCGCGAGGUCAUCUUCUGCACCUACCGCAAGGUGCGCAUGGCUAAGACGGAGGAGGAGCGGGCGUCUCUGUGUUUGCGCAGCCUGCAGCGGCUGGAGCGCUACAUCUACCUGAUCCUCUACAACACCUACCUGCACCUGGAGAAGGGUUCGCACUGGGACCGGCCCUUCUCCCUCUGGAUGAGCCAGAGUUCGAGGACCCCGAGUCGUCUCCGCUGUGCCGCCUACGCCAUCGCUGGCGCCACCGCUACCCACGCACGCUGCCGCCCCGCGGGGAGUUCAAGUGACGCGGCGUCCCCACGCGGAGCCACAUCCCCGCCGCCGGGAGGCAUCGACGACUGCCCGCCGCGGGCUGAGCCGGGCGACGCGAGAGGGCGAGAGGGCGAGACCGCGCGGUCUGGCGGUGCCGGCCACCACUGCCACCGUGGCGAGGAAGAACGCGGCCUCUUGCCCAGCGUGUCCGUGGGUGAUGGGGCCGAGCCGUUUGCGUGAAAUGCGUUGGCUGGUGGGACACUCCGGGGUGAGUUGGCGUGGACCGCCCCGUGCCCGACAGCGAUCCCGAGGGUCGCUCUCGGGGCGGACAUUUGGUAGCACUUUCCGCUUCCAAGAAAAUGAGAGAGCGUGGCAUCUGCGCUCGAGCUGAGCGCGGCUCCGGUCCGCCCGUCGAGCCGCGCACGUUCACGUCUCUCCAGCAGUUCCGCUGCAGGCGAGCGGAGCCGACGAGAGGUGACGGCGUUGGUGGAAACUCGCUCCCCUGCACUGCGUCGCCAUGCAUGCGGUGUGCCUUGUGCGUGACCCCUGCGUGACCUGGCCCUCCUCCCCGGAACCCUUUUGUGACUUGAAUUUAACCCCUGUGUACCCUGCCUGUAUAAUUAUUAUGGCAGUGUUGCUUAUGCGAUGUUAGCUUCCGGUGUUGUUGUUUCGUCCGUGAUUUUGAGCGUUGUUCCUCAUGAAUGAUGUCCUCGUUCUCGCGAUGAACUCUGAGACCUCGCUCCGGAGGUGCCACGUGUUCCACUCCUACUGGCAUCUUCCAGCGCUCACGCAGGCUCCACUAUGUUUUGCUAAAAGAGUUUUCAAAGGUGCCGCGGCGACAUUAUAUACAAAUGUUCAUGUUCGUAACUGACGGUGUCGCAGGGCAGCCAGCGAGCGGCAAAGAGCCUUUGCGGUGAUCGCGCUCGAGAUGAGGACCGACACCUUCCUUGGAUCGACCGACGAGGUUACGGGAACUUGGGGAGAGAGACGACGAUGGGUAUCGAUGGCAAAUUUGCAACACGGGACACGUUCCACUGAGAGAGGGGCACACCCCACUGGCAUGCGACGCGGGCAGCAACGGGCAGCGUCGGUGAUCGGCUGCGGUGCCGUGGUCAGCACACAGGGCUUACGAUUCCGUCUCCCGGCACGGCAGCUUUUAAACAAUGGGACCGGUUUCUCGAAUCUCCCCUCCACCACCGCCUCUGUCCACCCGGGCUGCAGCGGAGACGGCUGCACCGCAGUUAGCCGAUCGGCAGGUCACCGCGCGCGGUGGGGUACAGUGUGAGCACUGCCACCUCCUGCAAGACGUCCGGCCGGCGUCGAAGAGUGGGCCAGAAAAUAUUCUCUCGUGGGAGGGGGGGGGGGGGUGGGGGGCCCAUCCACCAGCAGGGGCGCCGAGCGCGCAGUUUCACUGGCCGGGGGCUGCGCCGCUGCUCUACGCUUCGUAGGAACCUGCGCGGAGGAGGCCUCAAUCCAGCGGUGGACGAUUCCCGUAGCGGGAACGUGGCGAGGGAGCCAACGGGAGGGAAUUCCACCCGCCGGGCAGCACGAGGAGAGGAGGCUGCAGCAAGGGAGAGGCGGAGUCGCGUCGUCCGUUGGAGCAGCCGUUGCCCUGCGGUGCCCAUUGGGACGGCACGGGCGACCCGCUCUCGGGGCGACCCUCGCUGACGCUGGAGCUGCCGUUGCCCCGCGAUGGUGUUUAUUUGUUUUCGCGUCCGCACGGCCGUGCCGCUUGGUUACGUGCGCGCGCGCGCGUUCGUGUGCGUGCGUCUGUUUCCCACGCUGUCAACCCCGACGCCAGUGCCGGUCACCGUGGUCUCGGGACAUGGUGCUCAAGUUGUUGUUUGCCGUCCGUUCGUGCGACUUUGCCGGGACCGCGGUGAAUUUCCGAUCGGGCCUUCGCACCGCAGGACCCACGCGCACUCCACACGCCAAGGUUCGGCACCUCCCCCCCCGAAAAACCGGCGUGCGACGACGGUCGCCUCCGGCCCUGUGCCAUUGGCGCCAAUUCCACGUUCUUAUGGUAGUCGCAAUUCGAUUGACUGCCGAGGGAUCUGGGAGGAGCGUUUUUUUGUCAGUCGCACAGCGGGGAACGAGCCCAUCGGAGAUGGAGCGCUGGAAUCGGCUGGAGUGUCGGGAGCAAGACGGAUCGUCGUGUUGCGAGACCGUGAGAGAUGGCGAUGGCUUGUGGGCGCCUUUCAUCCGGCAGUGGAUAGAUCAGGGCUGAUGAUUAAUUUCUGCUUUUGUACGAACAUAGAGAGAGAGAGAGAAAGAUGUAUGUACAUAUAUAUAAAAACAAAAUCUGUCAUAAUA